AUGGAGGAGAAUGCGGUGGAGAGCAGCAGCGACGCGGCCCCGCAGGAGGCGCAGGAGGAGCCCACUGAGAGCGGGCUGGGCGUCGGGAGUUCGGACGCCGUGUCGGCGGACAGCACCGACGCCGCCGCGAGGCCCGGGUCCCUCUCCCGCGCCGAUGACUCCGGCGUGGGGCAGAGCUCUGACAGCAGCGGCGUCUCCUUGGAAGAGGUCUCGGAGAGUAGCUCCAGCACAGAUGUCGUUCCCCGGGUUUACCUGCCAGACUCAUCCUCCAUCGCCCAAUCCACCUUGGUCUCCAGUGUCUCCACUGUGAGCCAGUCCAUCAUGGUGUCAGAGUCCCCACAAGUCCUGGUCCACUCCAGUGUGGUCACUGAUGGAGCCACAGUCGUGUCAGACUCCACUGCAUCCACUUCCUCGGACCUGGGCUCUGCCAUUGACAAAAUCAUUGAGUCCACGAUCGGGCCGGACAUCAUCCAGAGCUGCAUCGCCGUGACCAGUGCGGAGGAUGGAGGGGCAGAGACCACCCAGUACCUCAUUCUGCAAGGCCCUGAUGAUGGUGCUCCCAUGGUGUCCCAGGUGGCCACAUCUGCUCUGGCCAAUAGUUUGGUGAUAGAAGCUGUUGCUGAUGGACCUACCUCCACGUGCCUUGAGCAGCCUGGCCCUUCAGGCCCAUCCAAACAGUUGAAAGUGGUGGAGCUGUCCAUAAAGCCAGAGCAGGCUCAAGAGACGGAUGGUGGGGAGGAGCUGGACCAGCCAGACAUGGAGACCCUGGAGGAGAUGAUGGAGGUGGUGGUGGUGCAGCAGUUCAAGUGCAAGAUGUGUCAGUACAAGAGUGUCUCCAAGAAAACACUGAUUAACCACAUGAAAGAACGUCACUUCCAGCCAGUGGGUUCAGCUCUGGCUUUGAAAAAAGGGCGACCACGAAAAGGGGGAGCUGCUCCAAAGACGGAGGAGGAGGAGGCCCCAGAAGAAGAAGAUGAUGAUAUCAUGGAUGCUGGUGCUAUUGAUGACCCUGAAGAGGACAGUGACUACAACCCAGCUGAGGAUGAGCCACGGGGGCGACAGCCCAAGUAUGGCCGCACUGUCCCCACGUCCAGCGAGGAGAGGCCGCGCCGACGCCCAGGGAGACCCCGCAAGCUCCCUCGCCUGGAGAACAUGCCUCAGGAUGUGCCAGAAGGAGGGGAGGUGGAGCCCCUGGUGACGUCCCAAGGCACACCGAGCCAUGAGCUGCAGAACUCGGAGGCAGCCAGUUCCUCUGGCCUGGAGAACGGGACCGGUGAGAGCCUGGCAGAGCCAAGCAUCAGCCAGUCAGACUCCGAGAACAAGGACCCUUCCUCCAACGCGGGUGCUGAGGAGGCAGACGCCGUCCCUCGGCGGCGCGGGCGGCCCUCCCGCCGCUUCCUGGGCAAGAAAUACCGCAAGUACAUGGGGCGCAGGUACUACUACAAGUCCCCCAAGCCCCUGAUGCGGCCGUACCUGUGCUGGAUCUGCGGCUCGCGGUUCCUCACACACGACGAUCUGCGCUUCCACGUCAACUCGCACGAGGCCAACGACCCGCAGCUCUUCAAGUGUCUGCAGUGCAGCUACCGCUCCCGGCGCUGGUCCUCCCUCAAGGAGCACAUGUUCAACCACGUGGGCAGCAAGCCCUACAAGUGUGAGGAGUGCAAUUACACCAGCGUGUACAAGAAGGAUGUCAUCCGCCACUCCACGGUGCACAGCCGGGACAGGAAGAAGAGAGCUGAUCCGCCACCAAAGCUGAACUCCUUCCCGUGCCCCGUCUGCAACCGUGUCUACCCCAUGCAGAAGAGGCUUACGCAGCACAUGAAGACACACAGCACAGAGAAGCCUCACAUGUGUGACAAGUGUGGGAAGUCCUUUAAGAAGCGCUACACCUUCAAGAUGCACCUGCUGACACACAUCCAGGCCAUCGCCAACCGCAGGUUCAAGUGUGAGUUCUGUGACUACGUCUGCGAGGACAAGAAGGUCCUUCUGAACCACCAGCUGUCACACAUGAAUGACAAGCCCUACAAGUGCAGCAUCUGCAAGUAUUCCACCUUCCGGGAGGACUUCCUGGUCUCACACGUGGCAGUCAAGCACACAGGAGGAAAGCCGUUUGCUUGCGAGUUCUGUCACUUCACCACCAAGCACAAGAAGAACCUGCGCCUGCACGUGCAGUGCCGCCACGCAGACUCCUUCGAGGAGUGGGCACAGCGGCACCCCGAGGAGCCGCCCUGCCGCCGCCGCCCCUUCUUCACCCUGCAGCAGAUCGAGGAGCUGAAGCAGCAGCACAGCCAGGUGCAGGCACCAGCUGAGCCGGAGGCCAGCCCACCGGUGAGUGCCGUCACAGGAGCAGAACCCCCUGUCCUCUCACAGAGUUCCCUGGAAGGGGCCACCAUCAUCUAUGAACAAGAUGUGGCUGGAUCAGCAGAGCUGGCCACGCAGACAGCCCUGGAUCUGCUGCUGAACAUGAGCGCCCAGCGAGAGCUGGCCACAGGCUCACUGCAGGUGGCAGUGGUGAAGCCAGAUGACCCGGGAGAGACGCCAGGCCCCUGUGAGCCACAGGCACAGGAGGAGGAGGCAAAGGUGGACUCAAAGGAGCAGCAGCAGCAGAAAUUGGUGAUGCUGCACAUGGCAGAGCCUGGGCAGACACUGGUGCAGGAGGCUUACAGGGAGGCAAGCCUGGGUGGCUCGGAGCUGCAGCAGAUCACCAUCCCCUUUGGCGGGACAGCAGAGUACAGCAUCAUUGCACCCAUCAGUGAGGAGAUCCAGGCCCCUGGCACGCUGUACAGCAGUGAGGAGGAGAGCCCUGUGGAGACCUCCCACGCAGUUGUGGUGAGCGGGGCUGUGAUGACGGAGGAGGCUCUGAAGGACCAUAACAAUCAUUACAUCAUGUCAUCCAGUGUCCCAGGGAGCCAGUUCCAGACUGUGGAGCCCCUCAACGGGGAUGCUGCAGUUCCCUCACCUGUGGAUGGCCAGGAGGCUCAGCCCGCCGGCAUCAAGUGGCCCCUGGUGCAGUGUGUCACCAGGCAGCUCCAGAAGGACUCAUCUUUAUCCCCAGCCUCCGAGGGGCAGGAAGUCUCAUCCCCAAAGAUCAAGUGGCCUGUACUCCAAGGCAUGGCCAAGAAGCUCUCGUGCAAAGUUUCCACAGGCAAGAAGCUCUCGUGCAAGAUUUCCACAGCCAAAAAGUUUUCAUGCAAGAUUUGCACAGCCAUGUUCACAGGGAGAGCGGAGAUGGAGAGUCACAAGAGAGCCCACAUUGGGCCCAGCACCUUCAAGUGUCCCGACUGUAACUUCACUGCCACGCUCUGGCCGGAGGUCCGGAGCCACAUGGUCCAGCACGCCAAUCUCCGGCCACACAAGUGCCCCCACUGCAGCUUUGCCUCCAAGAACAAGAAGGACCUGCGCAGGCACAUGCUGACCCACACCAACGAGAAGCCCUUCGCGUGCCACGUCUGUGGGCAGAGGUUCAACCGUAAUGGGCACCUCAAGUUUCACACACAGCGUUUGCACAGCUCUGAGGGGAAGAGGCCAGGGCCUGCUGCUGCCCAGCAGACCAUCAUCCUGAACAGUGACGAGGACACCCUGGCCACCCUGCACACAGCUCUGCAGGCCGGCCAGGCCGUGCUGGCUCCUGAGAGGCUGCAGCAGGCCCUGGGACAGGAGCACAUCCUUGUCACACAGGAGCAGAGCGUCACCAGCCAGGAGGAGGCAGCCUACAUCCAGGAGAUCACGACUGCAGACGGGCAGACAGUACAGCACUUAGUGACCGCUGACAACCAGGUUCAAUACAUUAUUGCCCAGGAAGGCGUCCCACACUUGCUUCCCCAGGAGUAUGUUGUUGUCCCAGAGGGACAUCACAUCCAGGUACAGGAUGGUCAGAUCACCCACAUACAGUAUGAGCAGGGCAGCCAGUUCCUCCCGGAGUCACAGAUCCAGUACAUGCCCGUGUCACCUGAGCAGCAGCUCGUCACCCAGGCACAGCUGGAAGCAGCGGCACACUCAGCUGUCUCAGCAGUGGCAGAUGCAGCGAUGGCCCAGGCCCAGGGCGUCUUCAGCGCUGAGGCAGCGGCCGAGCAGAUCCAUCAACUGCAGCCGGGCAUCCACUACGACGUGAUCACGCUGGCAGAGUAGCACCGGGCAGGGCUGAGCACCGCACUGGGCAGGGCUGAGCACUGCACUGGGCAGGCGGCCACGCCGGCAGCAGCCCCAGCCAGCAGUUGCCUUAUUGCGUCAGGGCUGCGAGGGACGCGCCCGAGCCGGAGCGGCACAGACAUGGACACGCUGCCGCUCGGCCCUGUGCCAGUGGGGUCCUGUGCAUCCCCCCAGAGACUGCUCAGCAGCUGCAGGGGCAGCCCGUGUGGGGACGGUCUCUUUGCCUGUUGCACUUGAUGAUCUGAAACCCCUUCUCCUGAAUUGUCUGCGUGUGCAGACAUAGAUCGGUGUCUGCUCAGCACACGAGGGUCCUGGGGGAGCCGUGGGGCCGAGCACAGCUGUGUGGUGUGAUGUGAGAGGCGAGGUGUGUGCAGCCACAGCCACGUGCUCCCCACAGCCAUGGGGCCUGUGGUCCCACUGUGCCAGCAGCCGACCCUCCCGUGGCAUCUCCAGCCUGCAGGCAGGCAGCAGGGCUCUGGACUGGAGAAACCUAAGGAGGAGGAGGAGGCAGAGGUGGAAGAUGCUCUAUUUUUCUUCUGAAGAGGGGAUGGACUCUGGUAUUGGUCGUCGGUGGUUGUGGGAGGGGUUCAGCUGUGACAUUCUCAAGCUUUGACUACGCUUAUGAAUAAAAAGGGAUGGAGA
This is a messenger RNA of Corapipo altera (White-ruffed manakin), 4791 nucleotides long. It is a transcript of the gene ZNF335, whose product is annotated as zinc finger protein 335. Lineage: Eukaryota; Metazoa; Chordata; Aves; Passeriformes; Pipridae. The record is from RefSeq and is a predicted model, not a curated record. Gene Ontology annotation, molecular function: RNA polymerase II cis-regulatory region sequence-specific DNA binding. The coding region runs from base 1 to 4128 and encodes 1375 amino acids. The transcript has 26 exons. Gene Ontology annotation, biological process: brain development; positive regulation of neurogenesis; regulation of gene expression. Gene Ontology annotation, cellular component: nucleus.